Messenger RNA from Cuscuta europaea, 1510 nucleotides. Lineage: Eukaryota; Viridiplantae; Streptophyta; Magnoliopsida; Solanales; Convolvulaceae. The record is from the annotation of a GenBank genome assembly.
AUUUCAACUUAUAGAUUAAAGUCGUUCAAUUUUUCUUUUCGCGGAACAUACGUCUUCCGAGCUCGGGCUUUGAAAAACCCUUAUCAGGCAGGCUGUGUAACAGGUUUGUUCAAUCGCCUCUUCUAUUGAGAAGACAGAGAAGAAGAAAGAAAUGGUCAGGUUGACGGCGGACUUGAUCUGGAAAAGCCCUCAUUUUUUCAAUGCCAUUCGCGAGCGCGAGCUAGAUCUACGAGGCAAUAAGAUUCCGGUUAUAGAGAACUUGGGUGCUACUGAGGAUCAAUUUGACACUAUUGAUUUGUCGGACAAUGAAAUAGUUAAGCUCGAGAAUUUCCCCUAUCUUAAUAGGCUCGGGACACUAUUGCUGAACAGCAAUAGAAUUACACGUAUUAAUCCAAAGAUUGGAGAGUUUUUGCCGAAACUGCAUACCUUGGUUCUUACUAAUAACAGGCUCACUAAUUUGUCUGAAAUUGAUCCACUAGCGUCUCUCCCAAAGCUGCAAUUCCUUAGUCUACUUGAUAAUAACAUCACAAAGAAACCCAAAUAUCGCUUGUAUGUCAUCCACAAGUUAAAGUUUUUGAGGUUGCUGGAUUUUCGGAAAGUGAAACAACAGGAGCGGUUGGAGGCAAAUAAUCUAUUUGCAUUGCCAGAAGAUGAAGAAAAAGCCAAGGAGCAGUCCGUGAAGACAAUUGUACCUGGUGAGGUUACCGCCACUCCUGAUUUGCCAAAAGAGCAGCAAGCGUCAAAACCAGCUGCACCAACACCACAGCAAAUUAUAGCAAUUAAGGCUGCCAUUGUGAGUUCGCAAACUCUUGAAGAGGUUUCAAGGCUUGAACAGGCUUUAAAGUCUGGCCAAAUUCCUGCUGAUCUACUCAUUGGAGAUGAUAAUAUUGGCCCUAAAAAAGAUGAGGCUAAAGAAGACAAAAUGGUUACAGAUGGUGAUAAGCGAUCUAACUAUGAGCAGGGAGAUGGCAUAGGUGAUAGUGGCUCUGAACAAGAAGAUGAUGACCCUACAGAAAUGGAGCAGGAAUAGGUGGUCUACUUCUUGGUUGCUAUUUAUGAGUUCUGCUUCACAAAUCGUGUCUUUUCGACAAGGUUGUUUGGAAGAUGAUGUGUUGUGUAGCUUUUCUGACACAUGUGGCAUAGCUGAAGCUACUUCGGUCUGUGGUGUAGUGUUAAGUCUUAAGACACAACUUUUUAUUUUAUAACAACUACAUAGGUGGGAAGAGUUUAAUCAAUCCAUUGCUCAUUUUAUCAUCUGAUGGUGGCUUAGCACAGUUGUAUCUUUAGUUUUAUACAUUUGUCAGCAGAAAGGAUUAUGAACCCAUCUUUCUUGAUGUUGGAUAGAACAUAGCAUCAAUUUUUGUGUUGUUAGGGAUAUCUACAUGUAUGAAUUCUAUAGAUGGAAGAUUGACCGGGCCACUGGGGCCUGUUUACAAAAAAUGUCACCUGCAUAACUCUACUAGUAACUUUUAGGGCCUGUUUUUAAUACUGAAAUUGAUUGAAUCGGCUG